AUGCUACGACUCAUCCCAAUCAUAGCCUCGCUAGCAACAGGCGUCAUCACCGCCGCAUUCCCCAACACCGACAGCACAAUCCAACUCCCCCUCGUAAUCUGGCACGGCCUAGGCGACGACUUCGAACGCGACGGCCUCCAAUCCGUCGCCGACCUAGCAACAACCACAAACCCAGACACAUACGUCCACAUAAUCCGACUAUCCGACACAGGCAGUGGCGACCGCCAAGCGACAUUCUUCGGCAACGUAACCGAACAAAUCUCAACAGUCUGCGCCCAACUCGCCUCAAACCCAAUCCUCAAAUCCGCACCCGCCAUCAACGCACUCGGUUUCUCCCAAGGAGGCCAGUUCCUCCGCGGCUACAUCGAACGCUGCAAUUCCCCACCCGUCCACAAUCUCGUCACAUUCGGCAGUCAACAUAACGGGAUUUCAGAAUUCCAGGACUGCAAAACGGGUGAUUGGAUUUGUAACGGUGCCGAGGCACUCCUUCGUUCGGGACAGUGGACGGAUUUCGUUCAGAGUCAUCUCGUCCCUGCGCAGUAUUUCCGUGAUCCUGAAUCUUUGGAUGACUAUCUGAAUCACAGCAACUUUCUCGCGGAUAUAAAUAAUGAGCGGGAAUUGAAGAAUGUGGACUAUAAGAAGAGGUUGGGGUCGUUGAAUCGGUUUGCGAUGUACAUGUUCGAUGAGGAUACUGUUGCCGUGCCGAAGGAAUCUGCGCUCUUUGCUGAGGUUAAUAUUACCAGUGGGGCUGUGACGCCGUUGCAGGAACGCGCGCUUUAUAAGGAGGAUUGGCUUGGGUUGAAGAGUCUUGAUGAUGCAGGUAGACUGGAGUUCAAGUCUGUUCCUGGUCAGCAUAUGCAUUUGACUGAGAAGGUUCUGGAGAGGACUUUCAAGGAGUAUUUCGGUCGUGUGAAGGGGAAGGAGUUACGGGCGCAGGAGGAGGGACUGUCUGAGAAGGAGACUGUCAGUGAGGAGUCAAAUUAUCGGUCCCAGGGCUUGUUGGCUCAGAUGCAGCCUGGCUUUUAA
Molecule: messenger RNA, 1026 nt
Organism: Penicillium cosmopolitanum
Lineage: Eukaryota; Fungi; Ascomycota; Eurotiomycetes; Eurotiales; Aspergillaceae
Product: palmitoyl-protein thioesterase family protein
Exons: 1
Coding region: 1-1026 (341 amino acids)
Cellular component (GO): lysosome
Molecular function (GO): thiolester hydrolase activity; palmitoyl hydrolase activity
Source: RefSeq, a predicted model, not a curated record